Molecule: messenger RNA, 1731 nt
Organism: Trichoderma breve
Lineage: Eukaryota; Fungi; Ascomycota; Sordariomycetes; Hypocreales; Hypocreaceae
Exons: 3
Coding region: 1-1731 (576 amino acids)
Source: RefSeq, a predicted model, not a curated record
AUGUCGCACCACGAGGCUCACGAGGAGGCGAUGCGACAGGCGCGCGAGAUACAGCUUCGACUUCAACGAGAAGCGCGACGCAUCGCCACGCCACGCUUUGGUCCCGCUGUCGAUGGCGUUCUUUGGCAAAAAAGUCGCCCAGAAGAAAUUGCGGAUGCGAGCCCGCAAACGCCAAUCCUCAGCAUCAUCGAGUUCUCGCUGAAGCCUGGUGUUGACCUUCGUGAUGAUUCCAAGCCGCCCCGGAAGCUCUUGGACGCCACGUUGCACUACAUCAGCUCCAUCCCGGGCUGUCGUGGCAUCGAAGGGGGAUUAAGGCUUCAUAUAGAUGUAGAGGCUUGUUUCUUCUGCUUGAUUUACUGGGAUAGCGUCGUCGCCUGGCACAAGUUUCAGCAUUCUCUGGGCUUCACUCCCCUAGUAGCGCUACUUGCUUCAGACGUUUCCAACCGCUGUGCCAAAUUCGCAGGAAGAAUAUCGAGCGCUUUGGGACUCAACGAAGCAGUGCGAGCCACCACAAUAAUUGAUGUUGUAUCAGUCACUUUCAGCGCCCAAGACGUGUCGUCGCAAGAACUCCGUUUAGCUUUUGAAGAGAGAUGGAACGCUCUCGUCGCUUCACUGACGGAUGGCGAUGGUGAUAACGGCCUUCUACACUCUCAUGUCAUGUGGCUUGAGAAUAAUGCCUCGACAUUUGCCGAUCCAUCUCCAGCUGAAGCUGCUGGUGCGAAUAUCUCGGCCACUUUUACCGCAUUCCUCGUCUGGGAUGGAAUCAAUUACGAUGGUCAUCGUGCUGAGCAUCUCUGUGAAAGCCUACAAGCUUCAUUGCAAUCCUCUCACGGAAACGAGCCACCUAUCACCUUGAAGCCGAUUCAACUCACCAACCGCGUCCAACAACAAGAAGCCCACGAUCCACCACAACAACCAACCUCAUCGCUCACCAGCCUGGCCUCCAUUCUUCAAAGCGAUUUCCCACGUCAAUGUAGCGCCGACCUCUUCCGCCUCAGAGAGCAUGCUCGCCGAGUUCUCGACCGCAGCAUCAGCGACGCAAGGGCAAGGACACGGCUGUUUCCACUGCCGCAGGGCUACUUUACACCCCAAGGCGAGCUGCACGAGGGCAGCAUGUCUGUGAUUCCUCAAUGGCAGAACAGACAGAUAUCUUGGGGCCAUUACCUCGUGGAAAUUGUUUGGAUGCAAUUGAAGCGUCAUUCCGUCCGAGUUCAUGGCCCUCGCAUAUACAACCAGAUUAGCAACGAUGUAGGCGCACUGCCGGGUUUCGUUAAAGCCUUUUGGGCUCGUGAUGUCGAGGAUAACACUAAACUUGCCGUACUAAUAGCCCGAGACCGCGAGGGUUCAACAGGGCUCGAUCGCGUAGAGUAUCUCGAGUUAAUCUGGUUCCAUCUUCCACCAGGCGCGCUUGAGCGUCAACUCUUCGAGUAUGCCUAUAGCGUCUUUACCCGCAUGACGGUGCCUUCACAGCAAGGAGGAAUCCCCACCGCGUUCAGAGUGAGCAGCGAUUUGGGGGGCUGGCAACCAGCCGAAGCCACUGAGAGUUCCGACUCUCAGACUUUCACCGCAGCGCUGACUUGGAUGAGCCCUGCCGCAAGACUAGAGUGGUAUGGGGAGCUGCUCGGGGCCUCGCUCUGGUCGUACGAGCUGUUUGGCCACAAGCUCGAUGCCCUGAAGAUCUUGGCUACGGGAGGGGUUUCAGGGCGGUUCCUAGCCAUCCAGAGGUCUUGA